Molecule: messenger RNA, 731 nt
Organism: Exaiptasia diaphana
Lineage: Eukaryota; Metazoa; Cnidaria; Anthozoa; Actiniaria; Aiptasiidae
Product: natural killer cells antigen CD94
Exons: 3
Coding region: 74-523 (149 amino acids)
Source: RefSeq, a predicted model, not a curated record
AUUCUUUUUCUACAAGACGGGAAGGAACAUUUUCAGUAUCCAAUUAACGUCCGAACGUACAUAUCAAUUCAAUAUGGAUUUUGAUGUCUGGCACCAYUUUGCUCUCAGUGUUAAUAUCAUUACUGGUAUUCGGCAUUUCGUCAUGGAUGGGAUAUAUUUUKCAACUUGGAACAGCAGCAYACAUACCUCAGUCACAAACAAGAUGAAGCUUACUUUGGGAGCUAYMAMAAAUUUCUAUGGGUACAUUAAGAGAAUCUUGGUCAUUAAAAAAGCGUUGGAUAUCAAUGAGAUUCAAACAAUUACAUUUUGGAAUGAGCAAGGUCCGUGGAUUGGUCUGAACGAUCAAGAAAACACCGGUCAAUUGAGCUGGUCUGACGGUACUCCUGUUGGUCAGUACAUGCCUUUCCUAAGAGACGUGCCCAAACCAACACAGUGUGCUGCUGUUAAUAAAAAUGGGACAUGGCUUGAUAAAUGGUGCAGCAUGAAAAAUCCUUUUAUUUGUGAGAAGCGGUUAAACAAUUGAAUAUUUUUCUUCUGAUCUUUUGAUAACGGACACUUUCGAUUUGACAUAAUUUAAUGGUUUUAAAAAAUUAUUCCUUCGUGUUUUAAAAUGAAACAAAUCAAACUAUAACAUGCCAUCUUUCCUUUUUUAUCUUCUCAACACUCUUUUCUUCUUGUUUUUAUACAUCUCUUUAUAUUCAACAUUGUAAUGUAUUCAAGUAAUUCACAAU